Molecule: messenger RNA, 1861 nt
Organism: Exophiala viscosa
Lineage: Eukaryota; Fungi; Ascomycota; Eurotiomycetes; Chaetothyriales; Herpotrichiellaceae
Product: MFS transporter
Exons: 7
Coding region: 213-1853 (546 amino acids)
Biological process (GO): transmembrane transport
Cellular component (GO): plasma membrane
Molecular function (GO): transmembrane transporter activity
Source: RefSeq, a predicted model, not a curated record
GACUUCAUGCGCCCCAACGACGCCCUGUGGUUCCUUCCGGAAUAUCGGCAUCGAGCGGCGGACUAUCUGUGCACCUUUGCACGGUCUCACCGUCUCACACGCAGGCAUAUAAAUUGAGACUGCCCUCUCGCCCAGGUACUUGCAUUCGCAAUUGAAAAUCUUCCUCUUCAAUUUCAACAAUCGACCGCACGUGAGCCAUACUGUUCGCCACCAUGGCAGCUCACAACCUCCCUGUGGACACUGUCCCUGGAACCGUCCAUCUUGUGGACCUGGAGCACACCAUGCACACAAGGCAUGCUGGCGGCACAGGAGACGUGGUGCUUGUGCCAACUCCAUCCGAUGAUCCAGACGACCCUCUAAACUGGUCACCAAAACGCAAGCUUAUGUCGACCAUCGCGGUCAACGUCUAUGUCCUCUUCGUUGGUAUCUCCGGUUCGGUCGUGUACUCCGUCAUCGUCCCUCUCUCAGAGGCUUCUGGGGUGUCUGUAAGCGCACUCAACCAAGGCACAGGAUAUCUCUUCCUCCUGUGUGGAUGGGGUUUACUCUUCUGGCAGCCUUUCGCGUUGCGUUACGGCAAGCGUCUUACAUAUUUGCUCUCAAUCAUCGGCUGUAUCGGGUGCACAAUGUUGGGCCCAUACGCACGCACGAAUGGUGCAUGGAUUGCCAAAAACGUUGUCAACGGUUUCUUUGCAGCACCAAUCGAGGCGCUGCCGGAGAUCUCUGUGACCGAUGUGUAUUUCCAACACCAGCGUGGAACUUAUAUGGGCGUUUACGCGUUCUUUUUAGCCGGCAGCAAUUACUUCGCACCAGUCAUCUGCGGAUUUAUUGCCCAGGACAUGAAUUGGAAAUGGGUGUUCUAUUUUCCCGCCAUGUUUCUCGCGUGCGCACUGGUGUUCUGCUUCUUCUUCAUGGAAGAAACGAACUAUCGUCGGGCCACGGUCGGAAUCGUGGAGGUUACGAGCGGCACACAAACUCCCAUCAGCGAGCCGAGAGAUGAGAAAGAGGCGGAGAAAUCGGCCUCCGUCAGAAGAGAGCCGGAGCUGGCAAGUAUCGAGAAGGGUACUUUCCAUUACGGAAGCAACAAGACCUUUUUCCAGAAAUUGUCCCUUUGGCAGCCAUCACCUGGUCAAGACGUGGUUGGAAGAGCUGUCCAGUCUCUCCGAUACCUCUCGUGGCCUGUCAUCUUCUACGCGGGUUUCAGUUAUGGAAGCUAUCUUAUCUGGUUCAACGUCCUCAAUGCGACUGCGAGUCUGAUUCUCUCGGCCCCUCCUUACAACUUUUCAUCUUCGAUGGUCGGUUUGAGCUACGUGUCAACAUGUCUCGGCGUGUGUGUCGGCUCGUACGUGACUGGUCGAUUGAGUGAUUGGUUGACGCUCAAACUCGCGCGCCGCAAUAACGGCAUUAUGGAACCUGAACAACGUCUUUGGCCCUUCGCUCUUUGCGUCAUCUUGGUUCCUGCAACGCUUUUACUCUGGGGCGUGGGCGCUGCAAACCACGUGCAUUGGAGUGGCCUUGUGAUUGCCAUGGGAGCACUUGCUUGUUGCAACGUCUUUGGCAUCACUCUUAGUGUCAACUACCUUAUCGACACAUACCAUGAAAUAUCCGGAGACGCUAUGACGACAGUCAUUAUUGUGCGCAACACAAUGUCCUUUGCUAUCGGCUAUGGUAUCACCCCUUGGAUCACGAAUAUGGGAGUCCAGAAUUGCUUCAUCUCGGCGGCUUUCGUCGGAAUGGCAGCCUCGUCCGCAUUUUUCAUCAUGAUAAUCUGGGGCAAGAAGUUCCGAGAGAACAGCCGGGUCAAAUACUGGAAUUUGGUGGGUGAGCUUCUGUCAAAGGGAGCUGCGACUGUCUAGAUGGUGGG